CGCACACGUCUUCAAAAAGCCUUUGUUGCAGAGAAACGAGAAAGAGAGAGGGAAAAAUGUUCAUGAAAAAAGACGUUGAGAGCGGUGGUGGAGGUGACAGACCCCUCUACCCCAACAUGCUCGAGAAUCCUCAACUUCGUUGGUCCUUCAUACGCAAGGUUUACUGCAUCCUCACCUUCCAAUUGCUUCUCACCGUCGCCGUCGCCGCCGUUGUUGUCUUCGUCCGCCCCAUCCCCCACUUCAUCGUUUCCACCACCCCAGGCCUUGUUCUCUACUGUGUACUCAUCUUCAUUCCUUUUAUCACGUUGUGCCCUCUUUACUAUUACCACCAGAAACACCCUCUCAAUUAUUUCCUUCUCUUCAUUUUUACCGUUACCAUGGCCUUUGCCGUUGGACUGACUUGCGCUUUUACUAGCGGGAAAAUUAUUCUGGAGUCUGUGAUAUUGACUACAGUGGUGGUGAUCAGCCUGACUAUCUACACAUUUAUUGCCGCAAGGAGAGGCCAUGAUUUCAACUUUUUGGGCCCAUUCUUGUUUGGAGCCAUGCUAAUUCUUAUUGCCUUUGCCCUGAUACAGAUUCUAUUUCCAUUGGGUAAGCUUUCAUUGAUGAUCUACGGGGGCCUGGCAUCACUUAUAUUUUGUGGCUACAUCAUAUAUGACACAGACAACCUCAUAAAGAGGUUCUCAUACGAUCAGUACAUAUGGGCUUCGGUAUCCUUGUAUUUAGACAUCAUCAACCUCUUCUUGUCUCUGCUUACUAUCUUUAGAGCUCCUUCUAGCUAAGGAGAUAAUUCUAGAAGCAUAUAUUCCUUGCCUUGUUUGCUUUAAGGAACUAUAGUUAUUAGAAAAGAUAGUUCUUAUCAAGAAUUCCAUGUGAGUAUCACGCUGCUGGUAAUCUCUUCAUUAAAAGAUGGAAUUUUGCACUGAAAUGUAAAUAUACAUUUACCAUCUUGAUACUCGCUAUUAACAGCUA
This is a messenger RNA of Vigna radiata var. radiata (mung bean), 972 nucleotides long. Its product is annotated as protein LIFEGUARD 4. Lineage: Eukaryota; Viridiplantae; Streptophyta; Magnoliopsida; Fabales; Fabaceae. Bases 57 to 782 code for a protein of 241 amino acids. The transcript is spliced from 5 exons. Gene Ontology annotation, cellular component: membrane. The record is from RefSeq and is a predicted model, not a curated record.